Messenger RNA from Cimex lectularius (bed bug), 1834 nucleotides. RefSeq names its product coiled-coil domain-containing protein 151 (gene CCDC151). Gene Ontology annotation, biological process: cilium movement; outer dynein arm assembly. Bases 197 to 1753 code for a protein of 518 amino acids. NCBI's taxonomy places the organism in Eukaryota, Metazoa, Arthropoda, Insecta, Hemiptera, Cimicidae. Gene Ontology annotation, cellular component: cilium. The record is from RefSeq and is a predicted model, not a curated record. The transcript is spliced from 11 exons.
AUUAAUAUAAUACAUCCUUAUUCAAUUUUGAGCAGUUUAGUUCAGUAUACAGAUAUUUAUCUGUGUUCUAUUUAUGUUAUUUCGUGUUAUCAAGUUAACGGUCGUGGUGGCGGUUUUAGUCCGUUGGAGUUGGUGAAACAAUCGGAACGGCGUUAAACCGCAUCCGUUCUUUCUGAGGACGGCGAACUUGCACGGCAUGCGUCCCCCAGCCAUCACAAGAGAGGAAGGAAGCCGUACCAAAUCGUCUCCGAUCGAGGGGCAAAGGAAGGCACAGUAUGAGGAAUACGACUCGGAAAAGAAGAAAAACGCCGAGGAAAUCAAACGGCUCAAGAAGGAGAUAAAAGAACUAUCUGCCGCCAAACCAUCCGAGAUCGACGAAGAACUCAUAAAAAUGUCAGGUCUUCCUAUAAAAGAGCUGAAAGAGUUCUUGAACAAGCCACCCGAGGAGGUCGAGAGGAUUUUGGACCUGAAAAACAUGGACUUGAGAAAGAAGCUGGACUUGAUCAAGUACGAAAUUUUCAAGAAGCAAGAGAAGAUAUUAGAUAUUACUAAACAGAUGGAGGACUUUUUGAUGGAAAUGGACCAAGACGCAAUAAGCAAAUACUCUGAACCUAUUCAGAAGGAAAUAUCGAGAUUAGAAAACAAAAUACACCUCGUCAACGUCAACGUUCUUGAAAUGCGACACAUGCAGAAGAAAUACGUCAGGAUCAAGCAGAGUCUUCAAGAAGACAGCGUUUAUUUCGAGAGCACAUUGAAGAAAUUCGAAGAAGAUAUUGCAAAACAACAAACAGAAAUUCAGAGACUGCAGGAGGUUAAAGACGAAGCGUUUACACUGAGAGACAAGACGAGGAACGCCCUGGCGAAACUAGAAGCUGAAGUUAUAGCCGAGGGAAUAGGCAGAGAGCAAGAACUGCAAGACUUGAGGAGAAAAGUCGAAGAAGGUAGGGCCUAUUUAGAGAAGGUCGAAAGAAAACUAGUACCCUCGGUGAAAACCUUGGCCAGGGAAGAAUCGGACGAUGCGGACCGUUUAGUCGAAACCGAAGAUCUAGCGGCUAAGGAAGCUAUUGAAAAAUCUUUAUCCAAGCUCAAGCACGUAACAGGAGCAAAAGAUGAAAUGGACGUUAUACGUAAAUUCAAAACGCAGAAUGAAACCAAAGACAGGCUCGUCAAGCUGAAAGAGACAGUUGAGAAGGAAAAACGCGACCUGGAAAAGCGAAAAGAAAGCUUAGAAUCGGAAUUAGAAGCUCUUAAAUUUGCUCAAGUCAAAGAAAAAGAACAGAACGAAGAGGAGUUAGAAAAACUGAAAAACAGCAUCGUCAAGAAAAAAAGUGAGAAAAUAAGACUAGAGAGCGAAUUCGAAAACGACGAGAAACAGUUGAACGAUAUUAUAGAGUUCUUUUACGACCUGUGCAAGCUGAUGAAGGGUUUCGAAGAUACCCCAGCCCCGGAGAGAAAUGAAGAUGAAGAGAUACCGGAGCUCAUAGAGACGGUUGAAAUCAAGAUAGCUGCCUUGAUGAAGUAUGUGGAGGACAAUGGUAUAUUGGAUGAAAUGCUGACGGACGAGAUGCUCGAGGAAAACCUUGGAAUAGAAGAACCUUUUGAUAAGAAAGGCGAAGGCGAAAAGGAGGCGGAUAAAACUGAAAUAACAGAUGUCCCAACAAGGACCUUCCUCAAAAGGCAGUCGCAACUCAUCGUCGAGGCAAAGACAAGAAAGAGAGGCUUUAACCGUGAUCCAAUACCAGGAUACAAAUAAAAUAAAUUUACCUUUUGUACUUUUAUGACUAAAAAAAGUAAUUUUAAAUUUCAACAGUAUAUCUGUCUAUUGGUCUCUGAA